AUGGCAUCACCCUGGUCCCGUGACUUGCUGCUCUCUGCCGCGGCCGCGGCGGCUCUUGUGGCACUGCUGCUGCACCGGCGUUCCAGGCAGCAGAAGCGAGGCAGAUCCCUCACCAGCACCCAGCGGAAUUUUGCGACGAAUGGUGGGCCCAUUGGCGCAGCUGGGGAGUACGAAACAGACACCGCACUCAACGAGUAUUUGCAUUUCCAUUACGGGCCGAAAUCCAGCUUCCUUGACAAAGCCCUGUUGGGUCGUUCCACUAUGAUCACCUCCGGUUUCGAACGUGUCAAGGAGAUUUGUUUCCAGCACGCCACCUCUUUCCACCACGCCCUGGAUGUGGGCUGCGCCUGCGGCGCUCUCAGCUUCGCCUUGUCGGAGCGCUUCCAACGCGUCGUGGGCCUCGACACGUCGCUGAGCUUCGUCCAGGCCUGCGGCACGUUGCAACGGCGCCGGGCCGUGCCCUACGUGCUGCCCGGGCAGCAGGUCCGCUGCGCUGCCAGCAUCAGCACUUCAGUGCGCCCUGAGCGCUGCAGUUUCGCCUGCAUGGAUGCGACAGAGUUUCUGCAGACAGGUGCCCGCUUCGAUCUGAUCCUCGCCUGCAACGUGCUCUGCCGUUUGGCGCGGCCACGCCAGUGGCUGGCCUUGCUGCGCGACAGCUUGGAAGCUGGGGGAGUGGUGGUGCUUGUGACACCCUAUGCUUGGCUUGAAGCCUGGACUCCACGAGAGGAGUGGCUUGGCGACAACAGCGAAGAAAGCUCUAGGGUGCUGGCUGACAUCAUGACGAGGAAUGGCUUCAGCAAGCUUCACCACGAGGAGAUUCCCUUUGUCCUAGCGCAAAACGAUCGGAUCUACGAACUCUUCAUCUCUGAGUUGACCGUCUGGUCUGCGGCGUCUGCGGCUUCGCCUGGGGUCUCACCAACAUGA
This is a messenger RNA of Cladocopium goreaui, 924 nucleotides long. The record is from the annotation of a GenBank genome assembly. NCBI's taxonomy places the organism in Eukaryota, Dinophyceae, Suessiales, Symbiodiniaceae.